ACAAAUUAAAUUUUUUUAUAAACUUAGUUUGAAUAGUGCAAUGAUAUAUAGUUUUGAAUUGUAUAUUCAUCAAGAUGGAGGAUUAAACAGUGAAAUCUUAGGGGACCAUGUUGAAAAGUUGUAAUUGUGUGAUGUUUUCAUAAACAAUAUCAAAUGAGAAUGAUUGCAUCUUAAUGUUCAUUCACUGUAGAAUAUGAUACAACCAUCAAAUUUUCGACUGGAUACAAGAAACUUACCAUCGGUUUCGUCGAAAUAUGUUAGUUUUAGGUUUGUGCAUAAAAGUUUUUGACAACGCAUCUAUGUAAUAUGAUUUAUAUUUGUGCAGAAAGGAUGAAGAAGAUGAAGGAAGAAGCAACAGACGUAGAAGAAACAUUUGUAUACUCUUCACAGCUAUUCUGGUCUUGGCUAUUGUAGCAGCAGUUGGCGCUGUAUACAUAAUGUUCAUUCGUAAUAGUAAUGCAGCAGCAUCGAUAACAACAACAACAACAACAACAACAACAGGCAAGCAGUACAUAAAAACAACAUGACUCUAUCAUGAAUAGUGAUUGUGUGCAUUCUAUUUUCAAAUGAAGUUCCUCUAGAAGUAGAUUUAACCUAAUUAUAGACUUGAUGUAUGAUUAAAAUGCAUCGAGAUCGUCAGAGUUAAAAAGUUGUGGUUCCUUGAAUAAUGACCAUAGAAAGUCAAAAUAGGCAAUAUAUUUGAAUAAAAACAUUACAGACUCUAUACGUCACAUCUAAUGAUUAUUAUCAUUUGACUUAAAAAUCACUGAAUAAGAUAUUUAGUGCAUAACCCAUGUAAUAUAUUAGUUUGAGCGUCGAAAAUCAACUAUGGAAAAACAAAUUUUGAGCAGAGACGUAGGUGUAAGUAUUCGACGAGAAAGCCACAUGUUCUAAAGAAUGCCUAUGCGCCAUUAAACAAGCUUGUUCGGAAAAUUCAUCAGAUCAUUGUGGCGUUAUAUGCGGAGAGCGUCGAAAUUCCAUCCGGGAGUGUACCGCUCCCGUUCGAGCAUAAUCUAUAAAUGAUGUUUGGUCUUAUGCCACCAUUUCUUCUCAUCUUAUCUACUACCUUUAUCUUUCAGUCAUUGAUAUUUCUCUUUAUCCCUUAUUCUCCGUCGUUCUCUCAAAUUAUUGAGUAUUUAAGCGUGUGCUUUAUAUGUAAUCGGCGCGAUUGAAGAUUUCAAGAAUCGAAUAAAGUGUAAUGCCAUCAACACUAACUUUCCUUAUAUCAGAAAUUGUCACAGUCAUUUCACAGUUUGAAAUAUUAUGAGGAAACACUAAAGUAGCUGAUUAGACGUGUCAAAAUUAAGACUGUUAGUUUCUAUUACAAUUUUUUGGAAGCUAAAGCAAAGUUUUGCGGCAAGGCAGUGGCAGACUUUUAUAAGCGUGCCAUUGUUUCCACUCAGAUAAAAAGGAAUUUCAAAAUGUAUAACGUUCCUUGAGUGUGGGUGCCAAAAGACCGGGAAAUCUUCGCACCCCUAACCGAAAUAUGCUCCGAGAGAAGAAGUCAAAAUAAGCGCUAAAUGCUGGUAACUAUGAACCAUGACACGAGUCUUACAUGUAGAUCUGACAGUAUACAAUUAGUCUUCGGUAUCAAUAGCAUUUCAAAAAUUUCACUAAUCAUAUUUUUGCUUUCGGGCUUAUUCAGAUUUUUCAAACGUUUAUUAUAUUCGCAUUCCUGUUGCCAUAGAAUACAGAAAUCGCGCGUAGCUUAUUUUAACAAUAAUGCCUUCAGUAUGAACCUCAGAAUCUUUAUUCACUUACCAGCAUGGGCUGUCAUCCAAUCAUUUCGUUAUACCUACGCAGAUAAGUAAGACUUGACAUUUUUAUCAUAGUAAUCCCAUUAAUUCAAAUAUUAUCUAUGAAAAGUAACCAUAACUAUUUUAGAAACCACAACCACUACACAGACAACUACUACUGCAAGCACAAGCACUAGCACACGUACAACAAGUACCACCGGUACAACUAGUACUACUAGUACUACUAGUACCACGAGUACAACCAGCACUACAAGCACAAGUAGUACUACGAGUACUACCAGUACAACAACUACAACCAGUACUACAAGCACAAGUAGUACUACGAGUACUACCAGUACAACAACUACAACCCGUACUACCAGUACAACAACUACAACCCGUACUACCAGUACAACAACUACAACCCGUACUACCAGUACAACAACUACAACAAGUAAGUGCAACAACUACAGCGUUGAGCCCUCAAUCAUGUACUGCUGGAAGUCCAACGAUGUUACUCAAUUUAUACAAUCCUGGCUCGUUUUCAUAUACAUACUACAGUUACUCGUAUACACCAACAACGCAGCAAGCAACAAUCAUGUUUGAACUACAACAAGAUCCAAGUAGUAUUUAUAUUGAUGCUGUGUCAGUUGUCAAUGCGUCUAGUCAACAACUGCUUACAAAUGGCGGUUUCGAAACUGGCAGCCUUUCACCCUGGCAACAUGGCACUAUAAGUGGUGGCAGUGUUGGAAGCACAGACUCAGGCCCACAUUGUGUCGCUGUUGGCGAUUUCAAUAACGAUAGUCGAGUGGAUAUUGCUGUUGUUAACCAUUAUAACAAUUUUAUCGGUAUAUUCGAAGAAUUUGGCUAUGGAACAUUCGGAAACGAAAUGAUCUACCCCACUGAGUCUGGCUCUUUGUCACGUUCCCUGGUUGUAGCUGAUUUCAAUGAUGACAAAUUACUCGAUCUAGCCGUCGCUAAUAGUGGCGCUUCCAGUGCAGGUGUAUUUUUUGGAUAUUGCUGUGAUCCUUUUCGAAACCAAUCGACAUAUGAUACUGGGAAUAAUUCUCAUCCUAGCUCUGUUGCUGUUGGUGAUCCAAACAACGAUAAUCAAUCCGAUAUUGUUGUCGCUAAUUAUGGUACAAACAAUAUUGUAGAUCUUGGUGAAUUCAAUGGUGAUAGAUGGUUGGAUAUUGCUGUUGCUAUUCAUGGUACGAACUAUACUGCUGUAUUACUUGAAUCUGGUGAUGGGAGUUUUGCAAAACAAACAUUCCAUUGGAUUGGCAAUAUCGCUCUAACGCCGGCAGCGGUUGUGGGUGAUUUUAACAGUGAUAAACAAUUGAAUAUUAUCCUCAGCAAUGACGCGUCUAAUAAUAUAGGUAUACUGUAUGGAUAUGGUAAUGGAACAUUUGAAACAUUGAAUUUAUGUUCUAUUGGCUACAAUUCUAGACCAUACUCACUUGGAAUGAGCGAUCUGAAUAGUGACACUCAACUAGACAUUGUCAUUGCAAAUCGUCUUAAGAACAAUAUUUAA
Molecule: messenger RNA, 3270 nt
Organism: Rotaria socialis
Lineage: Eukaryota; Metazoa; Rotifera; Eurotatoria; Philodinida; Philodinidae
Source: the annotation of a GenBank genome assembly